Molecule: messenger RNA, 953 nt
Organism: Coturnix japonica (Japanese quail)
Lineage: Eukaryota; Metazoa; Chordata; Aves; Galliformes; Phasianidae
Gene: RGS13
Product: regulator of G protein signaling 13
Source: RefSeq, a predicted model, not a curated record
AACGUAGAGGAAGUUAUACAGAAAACAAGCAGAGCAUAGUUCGGAGAAUUCCACAAAAGUAGGAAAUGAGCAACAGUCACUGGCAGUUCUACAGGGCUGCGGGAGCACAAACAGCCUGGCUGCAGUACCACGCACAGGGAAGUUAAGAAGCUUCGAUAUCCUGUAGGAAAUCUACUGGGAGAAUGAGUCCAAAUAUUUGCUGGCUUUGCAAGACAUUCAGAGCAGAAGAAAAUAGGAUCAUUUCUAGGCUGUCUUUGGAUGAAGUGCUACAGUGGUCCCAGUCUUUUGAGAAACUGAUAACAAGUAAACAUGGACCUAUGAUCUACAAGACCUACUUGAAGACAGAGCACAGUGAAGAAAACAUAGACUUCUGGCUUGCUUGUGAAGCUUAUAAGAAGAUCACAUCACAAAGAAAAAGGAUUUAUGUGGCCAGGAAACUUUUUGCAAGUUACAUUCAACCCCAGGCUCCAAAAGAGAUUAAUAUUGACAGCCCGGUGAAGAAAUCCAUUAUCAAGAACGUACAAGAACCAACACAGUCCUGCUUUGAUGAAGCACAACAAGAAGUUUAUAUACACAUGGAAAGAGAUUCCUACCCUCGAUUUCUUGAGUCAAAGUUCUAUCAACAGCUCAAAUACAGACUCCAAACUGAUAGCAUUAAAGAGAAGGGAAGAAAACUUGCUCCUCUAGCCUGAGUUUCUAAGACUUAAAGUAAACAACAACAAAUCACAGUAGACUAGUACUUAUAUAAUCAUCUGUUAUACUGUUCUGCUGAUGUUAGAAUUGAUGAAGAACUACUUUCCCUCUUUUCCCAUGGAAAUGUUCUAGUUUGGCUUCCCCCAAAUGAUUUGGCUGCAUAUAACUUAGAGGAAAGAAAUACCUGCAUUGCUGCAUUCACCACUUUUUUGUUGUUGUUUUACUUCUAUAUUCUGCCACAAUAAAAGAAAUGAACCAAA